AUGAAGAGAAAUUCUACACAAGUGGUUGGUGAAGUUAGCAACACUCAACACUUGGAAUCAAAGCUCUUGGAUUUGACUAAUGUGCUAAGUCAAAUGGUGGUGGAAAGUGGUCAACAAUUGAUGGUGUGUGGCACUUGUGCAAUGACGGGCCAUUAUACGGAUAAGUGUCCCACACUUGGAAGUGAACUGGAAGAUGUGAAUGCAAUUGGCGGAUAUCAAAGUCAACCAAGACCCACGAGAUUUCAAAACAAUUUCAACCCAAAUUGGAGGAAUAACCAAAACAACCCUUAUCCACCAAAGCAAAAUCCACCAAAUCUUUUGAUGAGACCCCAACAUCCACAAUACCAAUCCCAAAAACCUCCAUAUCCACAAAAGUCUUAUAACCCUCCAAAUUACCAACAACCUCCACAACAAGGCCAAUCAAUUGGUACCCAUCAAAUGAGCCUUCAAGAAAUUGUCACUUCUCUUGCUCAAAGCCAAACCCAAUUUCAACAAGAAACCAAGAAUACUUUCUCCAACAUUCAAGCACAAAUUGGAGACUUGGCAACCGCUAUCAACAAGAUAGAACAAAGGGAAAGCAACCCUAAAAGAGUUUCAAGAGAAGAAGAAUAUGAGGUUAUUGUUGUUGAGAAUUCAAAGGUUGAACCUACUCCAAAGGAACCGGUUGUGCCAAAUGUUGAUCAACCCAAUCCUUCCAACAAACCCAUCAAACCAUUGAUCAUACGACCUCCCUUCCCUUCCCGGUUAGCCUUUUCCAAGAAGAUAGAAGAAGAAAAUAAAUUAUUUGAAACUUUCCGCAAGGUCCAAAUCAACAUUCCACUAUUGAAUGCUAUUAAGCAAAUUCCAAGUUAUGCAAAAUUCCUCAAGGAUUUACGCACCAAGAAGAGAAAACUCAAGGCAAAUGAAAAGAUUCAAGUUAAUGCAAAUGUGUCUGCGGUUAUCCAAAAGAAGUUACCUCCCAAAUGCAAGGAUCCGGGGAUAUUUUCUAUCCCUUGUACCAUUGGUGAUUUGAAUGUCGAAAGUGCCAUGCUAGAUCUUGGAGCCUCGAUCAAUGUGAUGCCAUAUUCGGUUUUUCAAUCUCUCAAUGUUGGACCUUUGGAAGAAACUGGAGUAAUCAUUCAAUUAGCAGACAAGUCAAGUGUGUCUCCAAGAGGAGUGUUGGAGGAUGUGUUAGUACAAGUUAAUCAACUUGUUUUUCCGACGGAUUUUUAUGUCAUUGAUCUUAAAGAGAAGACUCCUUCCAAAUCAUCUAUGAUCCUCCUUGGAAGACCUUUCAUGCAUACCGCUCACACAAUCAUUGAUGUCCAUAAAGGAAAGAUAACUAUGGAGUUUGAUGGAGAAACCAUUCACUUCAACAUCUUUGAAGGAAUGAGGUACCCUAGUAACAUUUCUCCAUUGUAUCGGGUUGAUGUGACUGAGCCAAUAAAUAAGAUAAUCCCUAAUGUAUGCACAGACAAGAUAAUCAUGGAAGAUGAUUGUAAUCCUAAGAGGGAACCUCAAAGAAGAUUGGAUCCUCCAAUGAUGGAAGUGGUCAAGAAGAAGAUAAUUAAAAGGUUCAAAAGGUGCAAUGAGAAGAAAAAGGCAUUUCAUGACAAGCACAUAACCCAAAAACACUUUAUUCCGAGUCAAAAAGUUCUUCUUUAUCAUUCACGCUUAAAGCUAUUCCCGGGAAAAUUGCGAUCUCGAUGGCAUGGACCUUUUAUUGUUAUAAAAGUGUUUGAUCCUAGUGUGUUUGAAAUCAAGAGUUUGGAAACAAAACAAAUCUUCAAAGUGAAUGGGCACCAUUUGAAACUAUUUUAUGAAGGCUUUGACACAGGAGAAUUCGACAACAUAACAAUGGAAACACCGAUUUACGAAGGUUGA
Molecule: messenger RNA, 1863 nt
Organism: Lactuca sativa (garden lettuce)
Lineage: Eukaryota; Viridiplantae; Streptophyta; Magnoliopsida; Asterales; Asteraceae
Source: RefSeq, a predicted model, not a curated record